CUUCCUUCAUAUUUCGUAAGAUUUCAAAUGAGGAAAUUUAGUAGUUGAUACAAGUUACGUUGUGGAAUUUAUCGAAUAAACAUGGAUUCAAAUAGUUCUGAUUUGAAUCGCGGCUCUACAACUGCAUAUUCAACUCUUGUGCAAUGUGAAACAAUAGAUAUAACAAAAUGUAGCGGUAUUUUUCCCCGACACGCUGCGCAAUUUUAUAGGACUAACCAAAAUAUCAUAUGCUAUUUUGGAAACGACAAAAUAGUGGCCUUUUCAAAAGAAAGCCCCCUAGCAUACCUUUAUGAACAUGUUUCUGAUGUUAAGUGGAGAAGAGGACAUACCAUUCGUUCUCUUUCAUGCAAAUAUUCAGCCGAUAGUUGCAGUACAGCUCUUGAUGGAAACCGAUUUGCUGUUUCUCAUCCAAUUGCAUCAUUUAUAACACUAUACAGUAGUGACAAACCUGGAGAGCUGAAGGAAGACUGCAAAUUAAAUGUUGAAGGAAAAUGUUAUGGCAUUGACUUCGCUAAUGGGAAAUUGGCUGUCUGCUUCAAAGAUCCACCUAAAAUAUCCGUUCUGGAUAUGAACACUGGAUUUAUUCACAGCAUAGAAAAUGAGCCGAAAGGAAACCAGCUGUUCACCGCACCUUCUAACGUUGCUAUGGAUAUUUUGAAUGGACAGAAUGUGAUAUAUGUGUCCGACAAAGCAAGCUGGGGCCUUCGACGUUUGACCAAACUUGACAUACAGGGCAAUAUUCUGUCUUCAUUCCUAUCGCCUACAGACGAAGAUCCAAAACAAGUAAUGGCGGUUGGUGAUGGAAGUGUUCUGUUUGUACAUAAGGGUAUCAGGCUGAUGUCCGAAAGUUGUCAGGAAGUUGUUAAGCUCUUGGAUGAAAGUCACACCGCAUCCGUUUUGUGCAUGAGUUAUUCAAAACAGCGCAAUUUGCUAUUUGUAGUGAAAGACAAUUCAACAGAGAUUGUUGUGUACAAGCUGAGCUAGUUUGACAAAAUGGAAGUGUCACACAUUUGAUGUGGACGUGGAUAUAAAAGAUUAGCAUUUGGGAUCUAUUAAUUUUGGAAAUACAACUUGUUUGUAGAAAAAGUUAGAGCAAGUUUUACCAUCUAUUUCAUGCACAAAUGUUAUGAGGUAAACUGUUAAGUUUAGUAAUUGUUACACAAUUCUUUUCCAUUUUAUAUACAUAUUUGUUUGCGGAACGACUAUUUAAUUUUACUUAUGUGUGCAUGAAAAGCUUACUAGUUUUAUUUCCAAUUUUGAAAGAAAUUUAUAAAAAAGAGAAGUAUAUACAAUUUGUAUGGUAUUUGUGAAAAUAACUAAUAUACUCACAUCUUUCAGACUGAAACUAUUGCCAGUGUCAGGAUUGACGUACCUUUGUUACAAUCAAACAGCAAUACUGCAUUUUAUUUUCAUUUACCAAAUCCCAGUGCAGAACGGACCUGCUUUUUAUGCUACUUGUGUAUAUGACCGUUUCAGACAUCUAUAAUGUUAUUGAGUUUUGAAGUGUCGUUCAUAGUAUGUGUUUCGUUAGCGAAAGGUUUUGUUUUAUUUAGUGAGCAAAUGUUGUAAUGGAGACAACAUUAUGGUUAUACAAGGUUUACCGCCUGUGUUUCAGAUAUGAUGAUUAUUUUGUUACUCGUCUAGAGCGUCCGGACAUAAAAAAUUAUGUGGUAAUAAUUCAUGAUACUGAAUCACCCCUUGUGACGUAUGUAUGUUUUUCGUUUACAGGGCGAAACUGACUGGUUUCGACUGUUUUCAUUACGUGUGAGUUUAUGGUUAUAUUCAUUACCUUUCUGAGAGACAUGUCAUCAAAGUGGUGACUAAGUGUUAAGUAAUCUGAUGAAUUGUGCUUAUUUUAAAGGUAAUAUUUGUUCCUUCUGGGUUUUAAUUGCUGUCAUUUAUACCAUUGUAAAAUGAAACUGUAUAUUUAAUCUUAAGCUUCGAAAUGUAAACCACUACGACUACAUAAUAUACACUUACGUUGUGUUGUGUUACGUUUAUGUUGAAAUACUAGAUAUUGCCGUAUCUUAUGUGUGAAUCUGUUUAAUUUUAGAUUGAAUGUGAUAUUAAAUGUGCAAGUUAAGUGUU
Molecule: messenger RNA, 2088 nt
Organism: Mya arenaria
Lineage: Eukaryota; Metazoa; Mollusca; Bivalvia; Myida; Myidae
Exons: 2
Coding region: 82-984 (300 amino acids)
Molecular function (GO): protein binding
Source: RefSeq, a predicted model, not a curated record